AGGCCACCUGUUAAAAUCUGGGAAGACACGGAAAGUAAAAAUUUAACCGAGUGUAGGAAUUCUACAGGUGAUGUUUUGCUGGAUUGCAGCCUCUACUGGGAAAUGUACAACAAAGUAACAUUCAGUCUGUGACUUCUUCAGCCAGCAGAACGACUGGGGACUUACUGGUGUUAUUGAGGCUCCGGACUUCAGCCGACUUGCAUAUGGCAACUUUUCGCCGUUCCAGGGUGCCAUGGAGAUGAAGUCAAACAUGAACUCAUAUAUGGGUCAAACAUCAACACAGUCUUUAAGUCCGUCGAGCAUGUUAGCAAGCUGCUCAGAAACGGGAACUAUUCGCAAAAGGAAGUGCCCGUCAAUUGAUUUGUCGACAGAGGGUAUUGAUGAUGAUGAUGAUGGCAAUGACCCAGAUGAUGUGAAAAAAUUUGCUAGGCAGAAUCACAGUGAAAUAGAGAAACGGCGCCGAGAUAAAAUGAACACAUACAUCAUGCAGUUAUCUACCAUGUUGCCCAUGUGUAAUGCCAUGAAUAGAAAGUGUGACAAACUUACAGUUCUGAGAAUGGCCGUUCAGCACAUGAAGUCAUUGAGAGGUUCAUCAACUUCUUACACCGAAGCAUUGCAUAAACCAUCAUUCCUGUCAGAAGAUGAACUCAAACAUAUCAUACUGGAGGCAGCAGAUGGGUUUUUGUUUGUUGUUGGUUGUGAUCGUGCCAGAAUAUUGUUUGUGUCAGAAUCUGUCGGCAAUAUACUGCAAUAUACAAGGAAUGAAUUGAUAGGGCAGAGUUUGUUUGAUUAUAUCCAUCCACGUGACAUCAGUAAAGUGAAAGAACAGUUCUCAUCUUCAGAUCUCGCACCAAGAGAAAGGCUUAUCGAUGCUAAAACAUUGAUGCCAGUAAAAACCGAGCUGCCUCAGCGACCUACACAUCUGUGUUCAGGUGCAAGACGAUCUUUCUACUGUCGGAUGAAGUACCGCAGUGAGAACUGUGAUAGUACAAAGGGCAUUAAGUUUGAGAAAGACGAUAUGGAGUUUGUACAUCGAAAGAGAAAAUCAGACCAAAAAUCUUAUACUGUGAUACAUUUUACUGGAUAUUUAAAAUCCUGGCCAACUUCGAAAAUAAACAUUAGUAGUGAAGACGAUAUUGAAGAUAAUUGUAACUUUCUUAGUUGUCUAGUGGCCAUUGGGCAAACUCGAACUCCUGUGAAUCAAAACAAUCAGACAUGUGCAGGGGCAACUCCUGUAUCUAAUAUAGCAUGUGGACUAGAUCUUAGACCUAUGGAGUACAUGUUCCGAAUAUCUUUGGAUGGAAAAUUAACAUUCAUUGAUCAAGCGACCACUGUAGUAUUGGGUUAUUUGCCUCAGGAAUUACUUGGAACCUCUGUGUAUGAAUAUUACCACCAAGAUGACCUUACACGAAUGGCUGAAAUCCAUAGAAAAGUUCUCGAAUCAAAAGAAAAGGUGCAGACUGGAGUGUAUCGUUUUAAGUCCAAGAAAGGUUCCUUUCUUCCUAUUCGUUCAACAUGUUUUACGUUCAGAAAUCCAUGGACUAAAGAAGUUGAAUACAUUGUCUCAACAAACUCAGUUGUUCCGACAGAGGAAGUGACAAGUUCUGGUCAGGGUUAUGAGAGUGCUGGCGUUCUUUCACUUGACACAGAUUGCUCCACUGCCGAUUGCUCAACUACAGAAGAAUUAAGUGGGAGUGCACGUCAUGAGAAGUUGAUGGUUCCUGGCCUACCAGGAGGUACAAAGCCAGGUGCAGGACGCAUUGGCCGACAAAUAGCUGACGAGAUGCUAGAAAGCUCAAGAUGUUCAAGAUCCCCUCAGGUGGUAGACAGUACAAAUACAGAUGUCUAUGAAUCCCAGAUGUCGUCAAAACGUUUAGACUGUCUGCAAGGUAGAGUUUCACAGUCAUCAGCAGGACACAACUCUGGUUUGAAUGCAUCUUUACCUUCAACAAGCUUGUUAACUACAAAAGGUCCAAAUGGUAUUUCUGUGCCUUCAUCUGGACUGGACGGUCACACACGAGAAUCAACGACAUCUUUGUUAGAUACUGUGAUAGAGGAACAGGCCAUGGAGUCCAUGACAAAUACAUCAGGGACGGAUGAGGGAGACGAGGCCGCCAUGUCAAUCAUUAUGAGUCUGCUUGAAGCAGAUGCAGGCCUUGGUGGACCGAUUGACUUCAAUGACCUUCCUUGGCCAUUGUGAUGUUGGCUUUUUUGUAUAGUUACAUUUCAUCGUUACAUUUCAUCGAGUUAAGAAAAUAAUAAACUUGUGUUCAUAGAUAAGUGCCACUCUGUGAGUUUUACACAAUUGUUAAUCAAUUGAUGUUGACUGAAGAUAAAAGUAUGCUCGAAAAGAUAAUCAAAAUGUUCCAGUGGUUUGUGUCUGGUUCGUUAUUCUUAACUUUCGUGUAUACAGUGAGUGGUUGUAUUUUAUACUUGUGACAUACAAACUAGUGUUGUUGAAAGUUUUGAAACUCUUGUAGUAUUCUGUUGGCAAAGAUUAUAUUUUGAUGUAUAAAAAUCUCUCCUUGGCGGAGAGUUUUGUUACUUUUACAUCCAAUUCACACCAUAAAAUAAGUUUAAAAAAUCUUCUAAGAUUCUUAAAUUUCUAAGAAACAGUAACUCAUAAUUGUUAACAAUUAUGGCUAAAAUGAAAUUAUUUCAUAAAAACAGCAAGAGCAGGUUCAUUUCUUUUUACUACAUGGGAUGAAAAUAUGAAAUUAAGUAGAAAGAAACUGCAUAAAAACAGAAAGUCUAUGAAAAUGAAAAUAGUUGCUCAUCAAAUUUUGUUGCUAGAUAUGUAAAUAUUAAUCAAGAUGAUACAGUAGUUGUUGAUUUGUGUGGUCUACCUCAUGUUUGGUUUGUUAGUUGUUUGAUUGUUUUAAACUUAACCAAACUUUUAAGGAAAACGGCAUGAUAAUAAUGCCAGUCUUGGAUUAUCAGUAUAUUUUUGAUAGUAAAGACUUUAUCUGUGUGUAAGUUUAUUUCGGAGCAGCUGCUUCAAUUACAGAAAAUUUCCCUGGUUUUCAUGAAAGUCACACCUGUAAUUUCAGCUUGAAGGGUUGGAGAUAAAACUGCACACCCCAGUUAUUACCCCGGCUUGUUAACAGUAGACCAUUGUGUCCACUCCUAAAGACUUUAUAUAUAAAAUAUUCUGCUUAACUAGUAAAGUCAUUCUCGAUCCGAUAACCUUUUAGAUUCAUUGUAUUAUUGAAACCAGUUUACAACUACUGGUGUAGUGUUUCAGCUUCUUGAGGUAAUCAUUGUUGUAAUAUGUUAUUUCAGUUAUUCAGGUCUUAAAUGGACAAGGUCAAUUGAAUGUUCAUUUAUAACUCUCUCUAAUAUUUUGGUUCUACAGUCCAACUUUGUUCUCUGGAACUCGGAGGGGCUGUUUAAAUUUGUUCAAGCCAUUGGUUGUUCAAAAUCAACCGUGUUUACUUUAUUGCCAUAUGUUGUUAGGUUGGACUUAGCAGAAAAACAUGUUGACAUAUGACCUUUAACAUGUUUUCAGUAUAUUUUGAGAAAAGAAUAUCAAUUAAGAUCAUAUAAAAAUGUUGUGACAAUUUCUGAUUUAAUCAUAUGCUAAUUCAAAACAAUCGCAUAACAGAAUGUUAUAUUUUCACAAGAUGUGUAAUAGUCAUAUAUAGGCACCAGGGAUUUUGCCAUAUCCUUACUUGAACUUGAGUAAAGGAAGGUAAUUGAGCCCUCUGAGUUCAAGGAAAAGGAGUUGGACCUUACUUACAUAUAUAUAAAAUGGUCAAACCUUUUAAGACCCACCUGCUUAGCUCAGUAGGGUAAGUGCAGAUUAACAGAUCAGGCUGUCGUGAGUUUGAUCCUAGGGCAAGGCGUAUGUUCUCCGUGACGAUUUGAUAAAACACAUUGUGUCUGAAAAUAUUUGUCCACCACCUCUGAUUCAUGUGGAGAAGUUGGCAGUUACUUGUGGAGAACAGGUUUGUUCUGGCACAAACCAUUACCAUUUAAGGAACUUAAUGAUGAAAGCUUUGCCCCUCAUCGAUGUGGGUUCGAGCCUCACUCGGGGCGUUGAAUUCUUCAUGUGAGGAAGCUAUCCAACUGGCUUACGGAAGGUCGGUGGUUCUACUCGGAUACCUGCUCGUGAUGAAAUAAUGCACAGAGGGGCACCUGGGGUCUUCCUCCACCAUCAAAGCUGGAAAGUCGCCAUAUGACCUAAAAUUGUGUCGGUGCGACGUUAAACCCAACCAAAAAAAAAAAAAAAAAAAAUGAUGAAAGCUAAUUAAAUGAAAAGUUUUAAGGUCAAGUUUUUUAUGAAACUAUUCAAUGUCAAAUUUAAAAGUACUUUAAUGGAACUAUUACAAUAAUUUUUGAUGUAGGAAUUUAUCACAUUUGUUUUAACAGUAACAUUUGUAGCCUGAAAAUCUAUUUAUUUUGUCUGUUACGUUGGAAUUUUAUAGUUUUGCCAAGGACUCAAUAGCGAUAGAACACCCAAGGUCAAUUUCAAACUCUGACUGGAUAAAACGUUUACCUUUUUUAAUGAAAUUUUAUCUUUGUCUGCGUUAACUGCUUUACCUUGAUAUUGAACACUUAAUGGUCUGAAAAUAUGCAUCAACAAGAAAACAAAGAGCAAUUUCCAGACAAAGUUAUUACUUUAAAUUUGUAGAAGAACAUGCUUUAUUGAUCUGUCUUUUAAGUAGGACAAAACUAUUUUUCUGUGUUUAAAACAUAGUGCCUUUAUGUAAUUUUAAAAAAAAAGCCUAUUUUAAAGACAAGUUUUAAAACAUUUAAUUGCAACCAUUUUUGUCUGACUUUUGUACAGAAUUUUGUUAAUUGCUCCUAGUUUCCAUUAUUCACUUUGUACAAGAGUUUCCUUUAACUAGACAACCAGCUGUUUAUAAAUCUGUUUGUCAGUUAUGUUUUGAAAAUAUCAUACUAUAAUUUAUAUCUGUUAUGUUUUUAGCUCACCUGUCACAAAGUGACAAGGUGAGCUUUUGUGAUCGCGCAGUGUCCGUCGUCCGUCCGUGCGUGCGUCCGUAAACUUUUUGCUUGUGACCACUCUAGAGGUCACAUUUUUCAUGGGAUCUUUAUGAAAAUUGGUCAGAAUGUUCAUCUUGAUGAUAUCUAGGUCAAGUUCGAAACUGGGUCACGUGCGGUCAAAAACUAGGUCAGUAGGUCUAAAAAUAGAAAAACCUUGUGACCACUCUAGAGGUCACAUUUUUCAUGUGAUCUUCAUGAAAGUUGGUCAGAAUGUUCAUCUUGAUGAUAUCUAGGUCAAGUUCGAAACUGGGUCACAUGCAGUCAAAAACUAGGUCAGUAGGUCUAAAAAUAGAAAAACCUUGUGACCACUCUAGAGGUCACAUUUUUCAUGGGAUGUUCAUGAAAGUUGGUCAGAAUGUUCAUCUUGAUCAUAUCUAGGUCAAGUUCAAAACUGGGUCACGUGCCAUCAAAAACUAGGUCAGUAGGUCUAAAAAUAGAAAAACCUUGUGACCACUCUAGAGGUCACAUUUUUCAUGGGAUCUUCAUGAAAGUUGGUCAGAUUGUUCAUCUUGAUGAUAUCUAGGUCAAGUUCGAAACUGGGUCAAGUGCCUUCAAAAACUAGGUCAGUAGAUCUAAAAAUAGAAAAACCUUGUGACCACUCUAGAGGUCACAUUUUUCAUGGAUCUUCAUGAAAGUUGGUCAGAAUGUUCAUCUUGAUGAUAUCUAGGUCAAGUUCGAAACUGGGUCACGUGCGGUCAAAAACUAGGUCAGUAGGUCUAAAAAUAGAAAAACCUUGUGACCACUCUAGAGGUCACAAUUUUUCAUGGGAUCUUCAUGAAAGUUGGUCAGAAUGUUCAUCUUGAUGAUAUCUAGGUCAAGUUCGAAACUGGGUCACGUGCGGUCAAAAACUAGGUCAGUAGGUCUAAAAAUAGAAAAACCUUGUGACCACUCUAGAGGUCACAUUUUUCAUGGGAUCUUUAUGAAAGUUGGUCAGAAUGUUCAUCUUGAUGAUAUCUAGGUCAGGUUCGAAACUUGGUCACGUGCCUUCAAAAACUAGGUCAGUAGG
Mercenaria mercenaria is the source of this 6013-nucleotide messenger RNA. Its product is annotated as protein cycle-like. Bases 233 to 2200 code for a protein of 655 amino acids. Gene Ontology annotation, cellular component: nucleus; aryl hydrocarbon receptor complex; cytoplasm. Gene Ontology annotation, biological process: regulation of transcription by RNA polymerase II. Gene Ontology annotation, molecular function: DNA-binding transcription factor activity, RNA polymerase II-specific; RNA polymerase II cis-regulatory region sequence-specific DNA binding; protein dimerization activity. NCBI's taxonomy places the organism in Eukaryota, Metazoa, Mollusca, Bivalvia, Venerida, Veneridae. The record is from RefSeq and is a predicted model, not a curated record. The transcript has 18 exons.